AUGAGCCCCGUUGUAUCUGGCGGCUCUCAACAAGUUGAGACACCUGUCAACCAGCAGAACAGUAUCGUCGACAGUGGCAAUGCCACUCACUAUCAUGCUCUACUGGAUAUCACCUCGCUAGACGCUCUGCGUGAGCUUUAUUCCGCAGACAACUUGUCUCGCGUGCGGACUCUGGAUAUAUCGAUACAUUCCGCGGAGGAUGCAUCAACUCUGCUUCUCAUCCUUACCGAGAGGGAGAUGGGAUCUCUACUGCAGCUUAGACUCGCAUCCAGCUUUUGCGAUUUCGAAGAGCAGACCACCCCUCCACUACGUGCCCCCAAGCUGCAAAGAGCAUCAUUUGCUGCCAUCUUCCUUGAGCUCGUUUCGCCAAACUUGAUAGAGCUGGAUAUAACUUAUGACUCUGCCGGUCCACAUCCUCUACAUCCCGAUGCCCUAUGUGGUACGCUAUCGCGUAGCACUCAAUUGCAACGCUUGGAGCUCACCGAUUGUCUCCCAUCCAAUCUGGACCAGAUAGAAUGCCCGUUGAGCCUGCCGUCUCUCGAGUGCAUCAGACUCACGGAGAACGCUGAAUCUUCCCAUCUACUAUGUGGCUCGUUCUUACGCUCUCUUUCCUUUCCACAUUCCACCAAGCAACACAUCUCGACGGUUAGCUCCGAGGACGCCCUGGACGUUCUCGCUGUCAGUGCACAGCGAAUAUGGAAAAAAGAUGCGCCUUCCGGUCUUCUACUGGAUGUCAAGUCUGGGUACAUCGGCUUUCACUUCUACUCGGACGUGAAGCCACACCACGAGAAAGAUGACAGACCCUUCGAAGGCGCAAAGAGGAAGGCAGAGCUAUCAUUCGGUGUCAAACUCCGACAUCUAUCACCCCUCAUGCAGGCGUUGGCGUCAUCGAUCAACCUCUCGCAUAUCAAGACGCUCUCGCUAUGCGAUGAUACGAACUUGCAACCCGACGAUGAUGGUUCUCACUGGCGUUCUGUAUUCGAGGCGUGCACGGGCGUACACCUCUUACAUCUCGCGGAUACACGCGGCUCACCCCAGCCAUCGUUGCUACUUGCACUCGGGGCGCAGAGUGAAGUCGUGGCAUACGCGGAAGCUCGUCGUCCGACGGCUCCGGACGAUGGUGGGGAUCGAAGCUAUGCGGAUGAGGACUCGGGGUUCUCGUCUAGCCAUGCCAGUCCACUCUCCAGCACUUAUGCGUCUUCCGAGGAGGGUGGCGAUGCUGCAAACGACGACGAGAGCGAUGCUUCUCUGUCGGACACGGACGCGAGCUCCUCUUCACAAUCCUCAAGCGUCGAUUCAGCUCCUCCCGCUCUCGACACCGCGCCGCACCUAUAUCCGUCGGCCGCAGAUGAAGAGAUUACACCCUUCCCGAUGUUAGCUGAGCGCUUGCGCCAGCUCCAACAUACAAUCUUCAUCGAGCUGGACUCGCCCGACGCCAGUCAAGGAGAUUCGUCGGGUGACAGUGCGCCUUCCCAAGGAGAUGUAGUGGCCAGCGAUGCUGAAGGGGCGGACGCGUUCGUGAGAGAUACCGAAGCGUCUCGGUCUCCGGAGUCGACAGAGGGCCCUCGUCGGGUUGAUGACGAGACGAUUCCCUCCCCUGUGGACGAAAACACCCGGUCCUCAUUGUUGGGGGAGCAUGUACUUCUGAAUCUGGAAAUCCUCUGGCUCGCGUCAUACGUGGAUUCAACCCGUCCUGUCAACGCAUAUACAUUCCCUCUGGAAGCUCUAGUACGCGCGCUGACUUCGCGUGCAAAGUCACAUACAAAGACAUCUGCCUCGCGCAGUCCGCGCACGCUGCGCGUCGACGUCUCUGUGGCGCUGCGCGAGCCAGGCGUGUCCGAGCCUCAUCUCCUGGAAGCGCGCGUUCGCUUCCCGAACAUAUUGUGGUCAGAUGGCUGA
Peniophora sp. CBMAI 1063 is the source of this 1899-nucleotide messenger RNA. The record is from the annotation of a GenBank genome assembly. NCBI's taxonomy places the organism in Eukaryota, Fungi, Basidiomycota, Agaricomycetes, Russulales, Peniophoraceae.